UACAGUGCUCACUUCCAUUCUUACUUUGCCCUUCUUUUAGAUCUGGUAUACUGUACCUCCCUGUAAAAAAAAGGGAAAGAAAAAAAAGGAUCCCCUCCCCUUCCCUCGACACAAACGCUUCCCUAAUCCUUGCUAGUUGGUUCCUGCUACAUUUCACUCCCAAGCCGAGUCAUUAAACACAAGAUCCCGUCUUAUCGUUUCACACCGUCUCUACCUAUUAAGCCAUCCCACUGACAGCCCGUCUUCCUGUCAAUUCAGCAAUCAAACAUGACCAGCGGACAGGCCCAGCCCCCGUCCCAGUUCCUGCCGGAAGGAAUUCUUGUUGACCACAACCGCCGACCUGUGUCGCAGUCUCAGACCAAUAUACAUCCCAUUGAUGAAUUACAUAGCUCAGAAUCGCAUCCCUUUUUAACCGCAGCCGACGCACUGAAUCGACACCAUGUACACGCGAACCGUUUAGCACAACUUUAUGACGGCGAUUCCAACAACUCAAACCCUAAAUACUUAUGCGAAGAACCAACGAACUUGACGCUACCGAACUCCGAAGGUCAGAUUCAAUUUCAAUCACAUACCACCGCACCGUCUCCGCCCUUACCUCAACACCCGCCCUCCGAUCCCCUUUCCUCUUCUGACGAGCCUUCCGAUUCCCCCUCUCCACUGAGCAGGGGUAGCAAUCCUCUACAAAUCGCGACGGAUGUCCCGCCUGCUCUACCGUCGCGAUCCGACAGCCUCAAUAGCAACACUAGUAGUUUUCCGACCUAUCGCUCGAGCGUGAACUUGUCGCGCAAAACAUCAUCUCCAAGCCUCAGACCUGUCUCGAGGACCCCUAGCUUCAAGCAGCAUUACUCUAGAAGCAUCGGGUCCGCGACCAGCUCGAACUACCCAAGUCCCGUCAUAUCUGCUAUGGGCGAUGUGACGCCGCUACCAUCACCAUUAUUAGGUGGCGAAUCUCCAGGCCCUUGGAAGCGACUCGGUUCCCGCCGCCCAUCGCAGGCGCGUGAAAUAAUACCUCCGGCCAUGCCAGAUUCAGUUAUCAUUGCUGCAUCUGGUGAAUCCGUGGCGUCGGCGCUAGCGCACCAAUCCAAAAGAAGAGUGUAUGCGGGUCUCAAUAUUGGUCACGCAGCUGAAGUUAGUAGUGGCAAGGUCGAACAUACUCGCAAUAGGAGUAUUAGCGAAUACAUUCCAGAUCCUAAAGGGAUACCUAAGAGACAGAAUACGGUAGCUGGAAAGGUUAAUAAGAAGGAAGUGGAUAGUGCCUCUGAUCCUCACCUACGCCGGGAACCACACCUGUCAGAAGCCCGAGGAAUAACACCCGUCGCAAAACCACCGACGCCCCCACCUAGCGAGUCCUCCCAGAGUAGUGAUAGUCUUGCCUCCAAGAGAUCACGUUACGAAUAUUUCGAGGCUCGUGGCCGAUAUGAUCAAAGGCUUCGCCGAUGGCGUGCUGUCAAAGAGCUGGGCCAGGGAACAUUCAGCCGCGUGAUGUUGGCGACGAGUCAAAUUGAGGCCGACGAUGAAUCUAAUGGGCCGAAAACUAACGGAUCAAAUGGGUUAUUAUCGCCAAGCGCAGGUGCCCAGCCCGAUCGCAAGACUUUGGUGGCUGUCAAAGUAUGCGAACAUGGGCCCCGUGGUGGGGCAUCGGAAGAACGUAUCGAGAUGAGCCUCAAGCGAGAAUUGGAUAUCAUGCGGUCAAUAAGUCAUCCAUCCCUGGUCCACCUGAAAGCUUGGAAUAUAGAACCCACGAGAGCACUAUUGGUUUUAAGCUAUUGCCCAGGCGGUGAUCUCUUCGAUGUUGCUACAACCCACCGAGAGGCCUUAACGCCGCUACUUUUGAGGAGGAUUUUUGCCGAGUUAGUUGGUGCAGUCAAAUAUCUCCAUGAACGCCGAAUCGUUCAUCGGGAUAUCAAGCUCGAGAGUAUGUUUUCUACCCCUUAGAUUUACCAAUUGGAGGGUGUCAAACACCGAACGCUGAAUGAUCAUGCGCUAACGCGACGAUAGAUGUGCUGGUUAAUAUCCCACCA
Hypoxylon fragiforme is the source of this 2021-nucleotide messenger RNA. RefSeq lists its product as uncharacterized. The transcript has a single exon. Lineage: Eukaryota; Fungi; Ascomycota; Sordariomycetes; Xylariales; Hypoxylaceae. Bases 268 to 1935 code for a protein of 555 amino acids. The record is from RefSeq and is a predicted model, not a curated record. Gene Ontology annotation, molecular function: ATP binding; protein kinase activity. Gene Ontology annotation, biological process: protein phosphorylation.